Silurus meridionalis is the source of this 766-nucleotide messenger RNA. RefSeq names its product general transcription factor IIA, 2 (gene gtf2a2). The coding region runs from base 146 to 475 and encodes 109 amino acids. NCBI's taxonomy places the organism in Eukaryota, Metazoa, Chordata, Actinopteri, Siluriformes, Siluridae. Gene Ontology annotation, biological process: RNA polymerase II preinitiation complex assembly; transcription initiation at RNA polymerase II promoter. Gene Ontology annotation, cellular component: transcription factor TFIIA complex. The record is from RefSeq and is a predicted model, not a curated record. The transcript is spliced from 4 exons. Gene Ontology annotation, molecular function: RNA polymerase II general transcription initiation factor activity; TBP-class protein binding.
UUUGUCCAUGCGACUUUCCGUACUAGGCGUUUAGUACUUGAGGAAGUGAAUGGUUAGUGUGAAACGUUAGUUAGCUGAGCUAAAUACAAACACUAACGGUUCUAUCUACGGAGAAGUCAAAUUUGCUUCCUGUAUAAAACACGCAAUGGCAUAUCAGCUCUACCGAAACACGACACUCGGAAACAGUUUACAAGAGAGUCUUGAUGAACUUAUACAGACUCAACAGAUUACCCCACAGCUAGCCCUUCAAGUACUGUUACAGUUUGACAAAGCCAUCAACACUGCACUGGCUAACCGAGUUCGCAACAGAGUCAACUUUAAAGGAUCGCUGAACACGUACAGAUUUUGCGACAAUGUAUGGACAUUUGUUUUGAACGAUGUGGAGUUUCGUGAGGUCACUGACCUGGUCAAGGUGGAUAAAGUGAAAAUAGUAGCCUGUGAUGGAAAAAACACUGGCUCUAAUACAGCAGAGUGAAAUGGAGGGAGAAGGCAUAUCAUCAAAGAGAAUGCCACAACGACAGGAAGAAGAGUAAAAGAAAAAAAAGCAAAGGACUGUACACAUACUAUUUAUUACAAAUGACAGCGCUCCAACUUUCAUAUAACAACCAGUUCCACACAAGGCCUUGGACAUUUUAUACAUAUAUAUAUAUAUAUAUAUAUAUAUAUAUUGAGAGAGAGAGAGAGAGAGAGAGAGAAAUAAAACAUUUAUUUCUCUUUCUGUUUGUUAUAAUUUUGCUUUGGUUAUGUAAUAAAUUGUUUUAAAAUA